Molecule: messenger RNA, 960 nt
Organism: Babesia ovata
Lineage: Eukaryota; Apicomplexa; Aconoidasida; Piroplasmida; Babesiidae
Product: cell differentiation
Exons: 6
Coding region: 1-960 (319 amino acids)
Biological process (GO): mRNA catabolic process; negative regulation of translation
Cellular component (GO): P-body; CCR4-NOT core complex; CCR4-NOT complex
Source: RefSeq, a predicted model, not a curated record
AUGGAGCAAAGCGACGGGGUGUCUUCCAACGCGCUGGGCGAGAACCUGCCGCCCGGCAAUUCGAUGUCGCAGAAGCCCGGGCCGGCCUCGGCGGCGACGGCCCAGUCACAGGAGAAAUUGCCGGAGCACGUUCUCCACCAGCUUAUACUCGAUUUGGCCAUUCACGACAAGCGGGAAUACGCGCUCGCGGAGCUCUCGAAGCAGCGCGAGCACUACCCAGACCUGCCGCUGCUGCUAUGGUACUCCUUCGGCACCGUAGCGACACUCCUGUACGAGAUUGUAUCUGUCUACCACUACCUGUACCCGAUGAACCUCUCCAUGGCAGACUCGACGAAGGCGUCCAACUCGCUGACGCUGCUGCAGUGUAUCGCAUCGCAUCCGGAAACGCGCCGUCUAUUCCUUGCGGCCCACAUUCCGCUGUUUCUCUACCCGUUUCUGAACUCCUCGUGCAAGAGCCGUCGUCUCGAGUACCUCAAGCUUACGUGCUUAGGCGUGAUAGGCGCCCUGGUAAAGAGCGAUGACGAGGAGGUUAUCUGCUUCCUGCUCGACACCGAGAUCAUCGCACUAUGUCUCCGCAUCAUGGAAACCGGAUCGGACAUUUCCAAGACGGUGGCCAUUUUCAUCGUACAGAAGAUCAUGCUCGACGACCGUGGCCUCGCUUACGUCUGCGCUACUGCGGAGCGUUUCUACGCGGUGGCGGCGGUGCUGAACAGCAUGGUGAUGAGCCUGUUGGAGUCGCCGUCUCGUCGCAUUCUGAAGCACGUGGUUCGCUGCUACCUGCGUCUGUCUGAAAACCCACGUGCACGCGACAUGUUGCGCAAGUGCCUGCCCAAGCCGCUGCGCAAGAUCGAUCCCGUGUUCUACCCCUGCCUGAAGGAGGAGCCGAUGCUGAAGAAGUGGCUGUUGCAGCUCAUAUGCGACACCGAGCCUACGCAGGAGAUGUCGUCGCCCCAGCAAUGA